AUGAUCUUAAAUAAUUUAUAUAGUACAAAGGAAUUAAUAAUAAUAUUAAUUAAAUCUGAAUAUUUAGCAUUAAAAUAUAAUAAUUAUUUUAUAAUGCCUAUUCAUUUAUUAUUAAGUUUAUUAUUAACAAAUAAUUUAUGUACAAAAUUUUUUAAAAUAAAUAAAAAUUUAAUAACUAAUAAAUUAAUUUUAUUUUUAUUAAAUAAAUAUAAGUAUAAUAAAAAUAUAAUAAAUGUAAUAUUUUCAAAUAAAAUUAUUAAUAUAUUAAGAAAAUUAAAUAAUUUUAAUUUUAAAAUAAAUUCUUUCAAUUUAUUAUUAUUAUUAUUAAAUGAAAAAGAUAAAGAUAUUCAAUAUCUAUUUAAAUAUUUAAAUUUAAAUUUUUCUAAUUUAAAUUUUUAUAUAUCUAUAACAAAUAUAUUUCCUAAUAAUUUUAAAAAAAUAUUAAAAGAAUUUUCUACAAAUAUUUAUAAUAUAAAUUUAAUAUAUAAUUAUAAUAUAAAUUUAAAUAAAUAUCAAUAUUUAAAAUUAUUACAAAUUUUAAAUUUAAAAAUAAAAAAACAUAUAAUAAUAAAAGGAUUAGAAGAAAAUAUAUUUUCAUUUUUAAAAAUAUUAAUGAAUAAUAUAAAAAAUAAAACAGUACCUAUAUAUUUAUAUAAUACAGAAAUAUGGAUAUUAAAUGAUUUAUUAAAUUAUGAUAUAUAUAUAAUAAUAUCUAAAAUAUUAAAUAUUUCUAAAUAUUUAAUAAAUAAUUAUAAAUUAAUUUUAGUUAUAAAAAAUAUAGAAAUAUUUAAUGAGGUAAAUAAUGAUAAUAAUAAUUUAAAUAAAUUAUAUUAUUUAUAUUUAUUAUUAAAUAAAAUUUCUAAUUAUAAUAUACAUAUAAUAAUAAUAACAACUAAAGAUAAAUAUAAUUUAUAUUUUAAAUAUAAUAAUUUAUUACAAAUUAAAUUUUUUUAUACAAUACAAAUAAAAAAUUUAUCAUUUUUACAAAUAUUUUUAAUUCUAAAAUAUAAUAUAUAUAAAUAUAUAAAUUAUUAUAAAAUACAUAUAAAUAAUUAUAUUAUAUAUGAAUUAAUUAAUUUAAGUAAAAAAUAUAUUACAAAUAUAAAAUCUCCUAUAAUCCCUUUAAUUUUAUUAGAAAAUUUAUGUUCUAAAAAAUAUUUAUUUAAAAUAAAUACACAAAUUUCUAAUUUUAAUUAUAUAUUAACUAAUAAUAAUGUAUAUUUACAAAAUAAAAAUAAUUUAAUUAUAACAUAUGAAGAUAUAAAAACAACAAUUUCUGAAUAUUUAAACAUUUCUAAAACUAUAUUAUUUAAAAAUAAUAAAAUAACUAAUUCUAAUUUUAAAAAAUUAGAAUAUUAUUUAUAUAAGAAUAUACAUGGUCAAAAUCAUAUAUUUAAUAAAAUAUUACCUUCAAUUAAACAAAAUUUAAUAGGAUUAAAAACAAAAAAUAAACCUAUAGGUAGUUGGAUUUUAUGUGGUCCUAGUGGUACUGGUAAAACUGAAUUAGCUAAAAUAUUAGCAAAAUAUUUAUUUAAUUCAGAAAAAAAUUUAAUUAGAUUUGAUAUGAGUGAAUAUAUGGAAAAACAUUCUAUAUCUAGAUUAAUUGGAUCUCCUCCUGGUUAUAUAGGAUAUUCUGAAGGAGGUCAAUUAACUGAACAAGUAUAUAAAAAUCCAAAUUCUAUAAUAUUAUUUGAUGAAAUAGAAAAAGCUCAUCCUGAAAUAUAUAAUAUAAUGUUACAAAUUUUAGAUGAAGGUAGAUUAACAGAUUCUACAGGUAAAUUAAUUGAUUUUACACAUACAAUUAUUUUAUUUACAAGUAAUUUAGGUUGUCCUAAAAAUUAUAAUUUAUAUUUAAAAAAUAAAUAUUAUUUAUCUAAUAAAGAUUUAAAAGAUAUAGAAAAAAAUAUUAAAUUAAAUAUUAAUAAUUAUUUUAAACCUGAAUUAUUAAAUAGAUUAACAAAUAUAUUAAUUUUUAAUCCUUUAAAUAUAAAUUCUUUAUUAUUAAUAUUUAAUAAAUUUAUAAAUGAAUUAAAAAUUAAAUUAUAUUUAAAUAAAAUAAAUAUAAUAAUUUAUAUAAAAAAAGAACUUAAAUAUUUUUUAAUUAAAUUAACUUAUAACCCAUUAUAUGGAGCUCGUUCAUUAAAAAGAAUAUUAGAUUUAAUUUUAAAUAAAUCAAUAAGUGAUUUAUUAUUAAUUUAUGAUAAAAAUUAUUUUAUUAAAAAUAAAUAUAUUUUAUAUUAUUUUUUAAAUAAAUAUUAUAAUUUAAAUUUUAAUAUAUAUUCUUUAUAA
This is a messenger RNA of Plasmodium gonderi, 2289 nucleotides long. Lineage: Eukaryota; Apicomplexa; Aconoidasida; Haemosporida; Plasmodiidae. The record is from the annotation of a RefSeq genome assembly.